Messenger RNA from Cylindrotheca closterium, 3021 nucleotides. NCBI's taxonomy places the organism in Eukaryota, Bacillariophyta, Bacillariophyceae, Bacillariales, Bacillariaceae. The record is from the annotation of a GenBank genome assembly.
AUGGAUAAGUCAAAAUCUUCAAGAAAGAAAUCAUCGACAUCUCCUCCAAAGCGAGAGCAUUCUCCAAAGCGUGAACGCUCGCCAAAGCGAGUGCGAUCUCCAAAGAAAGAGGGAGACCGGAAAUCAAGAUCUCAAAGGAAUGUCAAGAGUACGAUAUCGUCACCCCGGAGCGCUGGAUCAUCAAAACGAAAGCAAUAUCGCUCUCCCAAACCGCCUUCUUCCCGAUCCCCGAAACCAGUUCCCAGUGAUUCGGAAUCAACAAGGAGUCGGUCUUCUUCGAAACGACAACAGUCUAAUGUAAGGCAAAAUCUUCCAGCGACUGAUGGUCAUGAAGGAUCCUCCAAUAGUGUCCUUCACCAAGCUUCAAAGCAACAGAAACUCAACUAUAAUCAUCACUCUCUUCGUCCGCAGCAGGUUUUAUCUCCAAGGCGUGAACACUUUGCUCCUAAUUAUGAUCAUCCAAAUCUUUCUUCUAUACGUCUACCAAGCCUUAUUUCUCCCACACGAGACGACGCGGGCUAUUACAAAUCACCCAAAACACCCAGAGCUGGUACUAAUUCGGAAGCUGGCAGCCAAUCUUCUUUUCCAAUACCGCCGCCGCCGUAUGACGAUUUGGCCGCGAGUCACAGAAGCGACUACGUGGAAGCUCCUCCUGUGAAGGAAGAAGUUCAUCGAGUAGAUGAAGCCUUUCUCUUGUACACACUGGCAGAAAACGCAGCUAUUCGAAUCCAAAGAAACUUUCGAAACAAAAAACUUCAAGAAGACAAGGAUAUCGAUGAUACCGAUACAGCUGAAGACACCGAUGAUAACAUGAAAGAGAAUUUGGAGAACAAGGAAGAAGCGGAAGAGCCUGGCAAGCUGAUGACCUUACUUUUCUUAUCGAUUACCGCCCUCAUUCUGAUGGCGGGUCAUUGCAUGUCAUUUUUUGGAAGUUUGUGUGGAGGUUCGGAUGUCGAGGCUCCAGUGCCGCUCGAAGGUACGGCUCCACCACCAAGCGGUCAAGGAGGCGGAGGAGGAGGCGGAGGAGUUGCACCUCCUCCUGGGUUGGAAGCGGUUGCGGGUCAGGCAGCAAGUGCGGCUGGUUCAGCAGCGAGCUCGGGGGUUGCAACCGGUGCUGCAGCAGGAGCCGCGGCGAGUGCAUCUGCUGCCGCCGCUGCUGGGGCCGCCACAGCUGCUGUGGCUAGCCAAGUAGCAACAGCUGUAGUGGUCUCCUCAGCCGUUGCCGCGACUGCAGUCACCGCUGGGCUGGUCGCCACCAAUCUUGGAAAUACAACUGCUAUUUUUGUUCCACCAGCCACUUCAAUUUGCGGGCUUUUCGAUCCAGAUGUUCGAAAGGGACAGUUCACCAUGGUAUUCGAAGGAUUUUCUCGGCCGUUUGAUAAUCGGGAAAAGUUGAUUGUGGAGAAUCUUGUCGUAGAAGCUUACAACAAUUUGACCAUCGGCGCAAACCUGGAGUCGGUAGGAUGCCUUGACCCACUAUCGAGAGAGAUGACGGAAGCCAAACUUGUCAACCAAACCUGGGAUUCGAUUGCAGAAGGAUACAACCCAUUACUUGAAGCUGUUUUCGAGACAACCCUUCUAUGUGACAAUUGCCUGGCGCUCCAGCCACUCUUUUCGACAGAGAAGGAAGAGGAGAGAAGAUUGUUUCAAUAUCGCCGCUUGGAACAAGAUGGAAUUGAACCAAUCGACGGGACGGACCUGAUUUCGUCAGCGUUGUUCGACUUCACAAGUCGUGAAUUCUUCCAACGAUUACUGCAGCUUGUUAUUUUCAAAACUGAAGAUUUGAGCGAAAUUGGCGAACUUCCGGAUGGUUUUAUUCAAAUGACCAGAGCCUUUGUCACUCCUGUCCUUCCUGAAAACGACGGUGUCUCCGAAUCAGGUUCGGGGUCAGGUGGCAACGCAACAGGAACAGGAGGAGACCCCAACUUGUUGGAGGCCUAUCUCGUGACGGAAAUUGCCUACCAGCCGCAAGGGUUGGGGGGAGAUAGGGGCGCCUUCCGAUUCACAUAUAUCAACGAAGAGAAUGGCGAGCAACAAACGGACAUUGUUGUUAUCGAUGUCAAUACGAUACUGCAAGACCCAUUUGUGGAACCUGUUCCAACCACACAGUUCCCAACAUUUGCACCCACCAGAUCGCCAACCAUCAGCCCUAGUACGGUACCUACUAUUACUUUCUCAGGGCAGCCUACACGGGAGCCUUCCUCGAAACCAUCAAUGGCUCCAACAAAUAUUCCAAGUGAGGUGCCUUCAGAGACACCCAGCGAUGUGCCCUCGGCCCAACCUUCCAAUGUUCCGAGCGUCGUUCCAACCGAGCCACCAAGUAUGGUUCCGUCAUUCCCACCAUCUGAGGCACCAAGCGCCGGGCCAUCGAUCACCCAAUCAAUCGGACCGACCUUCAGUCCCAGCAUUUCACCAUCUGCUGUGCCAAGCUACAGACCUAGUGAUGCCCCGUCUGUAAAUCCGAGUGCUUUUCCUUCAAUGACUCCAAGCUAUGUGCCAAGUACUUCGCCAUCCAUGAAUCCAAGUUCUAUUCCUUCCAUGGCACCAAGUAUGGUUCCUAGUGUGAGCCCGUCGCUCAGCCCCAGUGGUCUACCAUCAAGUUCGCCGUCAAGAUCGCCAUCAGCAUCACCAAGCGUUGAGCCUUCCACGACACCUUCUAUCUCUCCAACUAUUACCUCAUGGCACUGGGUUGCUUGUGGUGAGACUGGUGGUUGUGCUGGAGAUGCGCUGCUCAACUCCAACAGGCUUACAGAUGAUUCUGGGACAUUCACUGCAGUACGUUGCUGUGCUGAUACGGCAUUAACAGGAUUUGCGAAAGUAUCUGCUAGUUGUCCCUACGCCGCAAGUACCAUUGGUGGUCUUUGCUACACCGGUACGACUUGGUAUGACGCAUUUGAAGCAUGUGCCAGUGUUGGUGCCCGGCUUUGCACAAGAGUUGAGCUAAACGCUCAGUGCACUACAAAUACAGGCUGCAGCCAUAAUCUCAGGCCGGUUUGGAGCAGUACAGCAGGAACUCCAUGA